Molecule: messenger RNA, 3243 nt
Organism: Bemisia tabaci
Lineage: Eukaryota; Metazoa; Arthropoda; Insecta; Hemiptera; Aleyrodidae
Gene: scaf6
Product: SR-related CTD associated factor 6
Biological process (GO): intracellular calcium ion homeostasis; RNA processing
Cellular component (GO): perinuclear region of cytoplasm
Molecular function (GO): RNA binding
Source: RefSeq, a predicted model, not a curated record
ACACUCUGCCGCAGUCUGUCGGCAUUUGUAGCUUUGGUUUGUACUUGCCAUGGCUUGAAAAAUGUGUCCUUUUUUCCUUUUCAGGACUGUUUAUUGUCCGCAAAUCCAGUUAUAAUGGUGCAUUUACUUCUUCUCGCGAUAGGCUCUCAUCCAGUGUAACAAUAGUUAAUUUUUAUGUCCAAAUAUCAACGAUGGAUCUUCCGCAGGCACCACAAGAUAUUGAGCUUAGAAAUAUUAUUGAUAAGCUAGCACAAUUUGUUGCCAGAAAUGGACCCGAAUUUGAGGAAAUGACCAAAAACAAACAAAAAGAUAAUCCAAAAUUCAGUUUUUUAUUUGGCGGAGAAUACUACAACUAUUACAAAUAUAAAGUUUCUUCUGAACAAGGAUUGCUAAAAGGUAGCAAAGAUGUGCCUCCUGCAGGAAAUCGAAGCAUGAGUGACUCUGGUAGUUCUCAUUUACAACUAGCCGCUGCUGCUGUUCAAUGGCUGCAGGCAGCACAGCAGCAGUCCAAUUCUGGUACCACUGUCAGCAGUCUAAUUCAGCAACAGAGUGCUUUAAACGAACAAAUUAUACAGAGCGAGAGUAACCUUUCCGCUCAACAUGCUGUGUUAAUGCAGCAACAACAGUUGUCAAUUGAUGACACCAUUUCAAAAUCGAUCUCAGAAAAGUUACACAAAGAUGCCGCCGAGUGUGGUAUCAACUUCGAUGAAUUUAAUUCAAUUUUACAGCCCAUCAUCGAUUCGUGUACAAAGGACUCAAUAUCAAACGGAAAGUCCUGGAUUCUACAAAGAGCGACAGCCCCUAAACCAAACUCUGUAAUAUCUAACUACUUAUUGAGCAAAGUGCUUGAGCCUGGAGCAACUUUUCUUCAAAAACUGCAUGUAAUUUAUUUGGUUAAUGAUAUCUUACACCAUUGUGUACGAAAGGGCACCGAUGGAUUGAAAAAAGCUUUAGAAAUUGUUGUUGUACCUAUGUUUUGUUCCGCCUCAUUGGAUGCAACUGAAGAUCAACAAGGGAAACUCAAUAAGUUAUUAACACUGUGGGAAUCGAAAAACCAUUAUUUCGACGGGGACAUUAUCUCUAAGCUAAAGGAGCCUCAAACUUCUUGGACUGAUUACAAAUCAGCUUUAAUGGCAUCUCACUCUUCCAUCGUUGAGACUAUCUCAGCAGCAACUAAGGCAACAUUACAUAACUAUCAAUCACAGCAUGAAGCAUUCGUCAACCAUGCAUUACAGCAAAUUCAAACGUUAGAAUCACAGAAACAAGCUCUAGAAAAGCAGAAUCAGCUUGCCUCUGUGAUGAAUACCAUCUCUAGUGGAAUGAACCCCGAGCCACCAAGCAAUGCAAACCAUAAAGAAGAAGCGCAACCUCCAAAUCACCUAGUCAAUCCCUCGCUCCCAAUGAAACAUGUAGAUGAGCCAAGUCAAAAUCAUGACUUCAGCACGGCAAAUCACAGCUACGACCAGUCGAACCCUGCCUUCAAUCACUCAUCAAAUGAUUCCUACAGCAUGUACUCAGGGAACCUACCGCAAGAUUCUUCUUCUCAAGGUUUUGAGAAUCCUCCAAUGUUACCGAUUCCUCCUCAUGCAUAUUCUGGUCCACCCCCUGGAUUUCUGCCCAACUUACCUCCACCCAAUAUAGAGCUGCCUGAUCUUAGUCGCCCGCCGCCAGGAUUUCAACCACAACCUCCGCAGCUUCUGGGGCCGCCUCCACCAGCGGAGAUCAAACCAGAAGAUCUCUUACCUUCAUUGCCCUAUUAUGACUUACCUGCUGGAUUGAUGGUUCCUUUAAUUAAAUUAGAAGAUAGUUCUUACAAACCUUUAGAUCCUGAUAGUAUCCGAUUACCACCUCCAGCACCACCUUCGGAGAGGUUAUUAGCAGCUGUUAAAGCAUUUUAUGCUCCACCAGGACAUGAUCAUCCUCGAGACAGUGAAGGGUGGGAGAAGCUAGGUCUGUAUGAAUACUAUAGAGCAAAGAAUCUUGCUAAGAAGCGGAAAGAAGAAGAAAUAAGUCAAGGUAUCAGAGAAAAAUCAAAGUCUCCUUCGCCUGUCAUUCGAUCUAAAUCAAGAAGUCAAUCUCCAACGCCGAAGAAACGCUACCGAAGUCGCAGCAGAUCAAAAUCUCGGGACAGAACCCCAGUGACUCGUAAUGGUAACACUAGGACACCCAUCAAUCGCAAGCUAAUGAGCGACAUCGGGAGGGAAAGGGAAAUGGAAGGAGAUGGAGUUGGGAUGGGGGUUACUCCUAAUUUAAGGGACCGCGACAGAGAUAGAGAGCGAGACAGAGAUAGGGAUCGGGACAGGAGCAGAUUUGAUCGAGAUAGAGAUCGAGACCGUGAUAGGGAUAGAGAUAGGGACAGAGAUAGAGAUAGGGACCGCGAUCGAGAUAGGGACCGAGAUCGGGGCAGAGAUAGAGACAGAGAUAGGGACAGAGACAGGGACAGAGAUAGGGAUAGGGACAGGGAUAGAGAUAGGGACCGUGAUCGAGAUAGAGAUAGGGACAGGCAUCGAGAUUAUGAUAGGGAUAGAAGAAACUCACCAAUUCCAUUCAGAGAUGAAGAAACUCGAAGUCCUACGCCUCCAUCUUUCCUUGGAUCCACAUAUGCGAAAACACCUGUAGAAAAAAUAGAUGAAUCUAACAAAGGACAUCAGAUGUUGAAAAAAAUGGGCUGGGGCGGAGCUGGUCUUGGUGCUAAUGAACAAGGAAUUGAAGCACCUAUAAGUGGGGGAGAGGUGCGGGAUCGUAGCGAUCUGUACAAAGGUGUUGGAAUAAAUGUAAAUGAUCCUUAUGAGAAUUUCCGGAAAAGCAAGGGUCAAGCAUUUAUCACAAGGAUGAAAGCUCGAGCGGAAGAGAGAAUGUAAUCAUCGAAUGACUUCAAGUCACACAGAUUAAUGAUAGAGCUGAAACUGUUUACGUGCUGUAGCUUUUUCUUGAUCUCAGAAUUUUCUGAGAUAUGUUUUUCUUUCCAGCCGAUAGGAAGGAAUGAAAUUGUUUUUAUUGUGAUUUCUUGCGCAUGACUUGUGUACAUCAUUCUUUUAUUUUUUUUUUUGGGUUUUAAAAUAAGUCUGAUGUAAAUAAUAUACAUUCUUAGAUUAAGUCCUGUAAGUAAAUUAUUAUUAUUUUUUUUCUCCCUGUUGUGACUCACUAUUUUUAGUGCAAAAUGCACGUUUUUUAGUGACGCUGAUGCAUCUUUAAAACAAUUUUGUAAAUUGAUUUUUGAAAUUAAUAAUUUUUCAAAAUUUU